UCUAGUAAUGUUGGUAUAAUACAAUUUAGCAGCAGAAUGCGCGGGAAGAAAUUCCGUUACUGUGUUUAAGGUAAAAUUAUUGCAAAAAACUGAAGAUAAAAAGAGUAUGCAAGCUUUUUUAAAAACUGGUAAAUUAGGUCCUGGCGAGUUUAAAAAAGUUUCGAAUUCACGUUCAAAAGAAGAACGUAGUGGUCCUGCACCGCCAUGGGUCGAGAAAUAUCGUCCAAAGAACGUAGAAGAUGUUGUUGAACAAACAGAAGUAGUAGAGGUAUUACGACAAUGUUUAAAAGGAGGUGAUUUUCCAAAUUUAUUAUUUUAUGGUCCACCUGGAACUGGUAAAACAAGUACUAUAUUAGCUGCAGCUAGACAAUUAUUUGGUAGUCUUUAUAAAGAAAGAGUAUUAGAAUUAAAUGCUUCUGAUGAACGGGGUAUUCAAGUUGUAAGAGAAAAAAUCAAAUCUUUUGCACAACUUACAGCAGGUGGUAUGAGAGAUGAUGGAAAAAGUUGCCCUCCUUUUAAAAUUAUUGUCUUAGAUGAAGCAGAUAGUAUGACUGGUGCUGCACAAGCUGCACUUCGUCGUACUAUGGAGAAAGAAUCUCAUAGUACUAGAUUUUGUUUGAUUUGUAAUUAUGUAUCAAGAAUCAUAGAACCUUUGACUUCUCGUUGUACAAAAUUCAGAUUUAAACCAUUAGGAGAAAAUAAAAUUAUUGAGAGAUUAGAAUAUAUAUGUAAAGAGGAAGAUUUAAAGGUAGAAAAACCUGUUUUAUUAAAAAUUGUUGAAGUUUCGGGUGGAGAUUUAAGACGUGCCAUAACAUGUUUACAAUCAAUUACAAAAUUAAAAGGCAAGGACAUUGAAAUUACUGUUGAUGAUGUACUUGAAAUCAUUGGGAUUGUACCCGACAAAUGGUUGGAUGAAUUAAUAGAUGUAUGUAAAACAAAAGAUUAUAGCAAAGCAGAAGAAUUUGUCGACCAAUUUAUGUUAGAAGCGUAUGCUACAUCCCAGGUUAUUGAACAACUUAGCGAAAGAAUUAUAUAUUCCAAUGAAUUAACAGAUAAACAGAAAGCUUUAAUUGCAGAUAAACUUGGGGAAUGUAAUUAUAGGCUGUUAGAUGGUGGAAAUGAAUAUAUACAACUUAUCAAUAUUUGUUGCGGUAUUAUAAAAGCUUAUGAAUUAGUGGAAGAAGCGAUUUUCUAGCUCUGUCGCGCAAUCUAUCGGUGGAUGACUCUUAAUGACGCCAUAGUUUGAGAAUCACUGUCAUCGGCGUGUAGGGGCGUCGUUGCUGCGUGCAAUGUGUAUCGUGUAGGCGUUGGCGAGGAGGAGACAAGUCGGGGAUGUGUCCGUAAAAAACUUGCGGUUUCUGCGUACUCUGCCGCACGUGCACGCUCAAAAUCGUGUUCCGUGAACUAUUGAAUCUUGACAAAUCAUACUACGUGCCCAUAUUGGUCGAAAUCGUCUCGCGAACGGGCCUAACAAUUACGGCCAGGAAAAAAAAGUGCAGCCAGUGCUCCGUAUUCUUUCGUUUCUUCCAAAGGCCACGUAUCGUGCGUGUGUAUCUCAUUCUCUUGUCACGAAAGCUUAAGACGCUAACAAAUAAUUCCGUCGAUCGGAGAAAUCGACGAUUCGAUUCCACGGAAGAAACGACGCCCGUACCAGGAUGCCAGGACAGGAGGAUCUCCGAAGAGCCAUUGAGUUGAUCGGUGUUACUCGCGCAAAUUAAUUUCAACUCGAUUCGUAAGAGACGACCAAAGUCUCGAAAAACGUACGGAUAUUAACUUGAGAGGAAGAAAGAUAGAGACAAGGAGGAAUUCAAGAAGAAAGAAUCCGACGGAGAGCGUGUGUACAGGAGAUGUUCGGAAUCUCGAAACGAGAUCCUGGUGCGGGAGGAUUCCACUAUCAACGGUUACGAUCGAACGUAUUAUCACACGCUGGAUUCUUCGGCGUAUGAGACAGUCACCGAUUGUGAGUCUCUCUCUUGUCUGUGUGGACGCUGCUGACUGUGUACGUGUUUUUCCCGGCGAAGAAAUCUCGGCUUGUGACGGCGGCGGCGGUGGUGUCUGCUGGCAUGAGAUUUUAUCGUCGUCUAGUCGGCACGCUCUCGUGGAAGUAUCAACAUCGAAUACGCGCAGUGCGGUUCGUGUGAUUUUUUUGUGCGUGAAU
Molecule: messenger RNA, 2158 nt
Organism: Apis mellifera (honey bee)
Lineage: Eukaryota; Metazoa; Arthropoda; Insecta; Hymenoptera; Apidae
Product: replication factor C subunit 4-like
Exons: 7
Coding region: 107-1195 (362 amino acids)
Biological process (GO): DNA repair; DNA-templated DNA replication
Cellular component (GO): DNA replication factor C complex; nucleus
Molecular function (GO): DNA binding; DNA clamp loader activity; ATP binding
Source: RefSeq, a predicted model, not a curated record